Messenger RNA from Rubroshorea leprosula, 4487 nucleotides. The record is from the annotation of a GenBank genome assembly. NCBI's taxonomy places the organism in Eukaryota, Viridiplantae, Streptophyta, Magnoliopsida, Malvales, Dipterocarpaceae.
AGAGGAUAUUCUAAACUCGAUUGAUCCUCCUACUAUUGAGAAAUCACAGCAACUGGAGUUGUCAAAGCAUGAAUCACGUGAGAAAAAUAGCUCAGCAGAUAUGGAAACAAUAUCAGGAAAUCAGGCUCAGCAAUUAUGGAAACAAUCUCAAGAAGGCAGGGACAAAUCAUAUUCAAAAGCAACGGUCAAAUAAUGUGCCGUUGAGCUUCCUCAAUAGCAGGUUGUUGCGUGCAUCUGAAUACCAAGUGUUGUGUCCUCUUGCAUCUGAAUUCACUCUCUUCCUGUUUUCAAAUCUAACUCACAAGAAAAUCAAACUCAUGGCAAAGAACCAGAAUUUGCUUACCAUUCAAAGCUUCCACCAGAUGGCAAGCCUUGUGUCGGUCAAGCUGUCAAGCACAAAUUUUCUGCUAUGGAAAUCACAGAUCUUUCCACUAAUUCGUAGCGCUCAACUCAUACAUCAUCUAGAAGAAGAGGCUCCAGCUGCAACGAUCAGCAAAGGUGGAAAAGAAGAGCUCAAUCCUGACUAUGCAAUUUGGCUAAAUAAUGAUGGCUUACUUACUAGCUGGUUACUUGGAACCAUGAAUGAAGAAGCAUUGAGCCUCGUCGUCGGCUGUGACUCAGCUUUUCAGAUCUGGAAGUGCUUAAAGGAACAUUAUUUGGCAUCAACAAAGGAGCAAGAAUUGCACCUUAAAGGCCAAUUAGUAGUCAAACGAGGAGAUGAUGAAUCUCUUGAAGAUUUCAUAAGAAAAUUCAAGAGAACUUGUGACAGUUUAGCUGCUAUACGUAAGCCUGUUGAUGACUUAGACAAAGUGUUUCAACUCUCCAGAGUAGUAGGGGGACGGUACCAGCCUUACAAUCUUGCUGUCUUAUCUAAGCCCCCAUAUCCUACCUUUAAUCAAUAUAUUGCAGGGUUACAAAACAAUGAAAGAGAUUUGCAGGUUGCUGAACAGGAAAGCAAGGAUAAAGUUCCAAACUAUGUCCAAGCCUUCGUUGCACAAAGGGGCAGAGGUCAACGUGGUAGAAGCAAUGGUAGCAGGAAUCCUAUGAUCAACAACAAUCCUAUACCACAACAAGCCAUACCACGAAAAUUUCAACCGAGAAAUUCAACACAACAAGGUGAGAAUCAGUGUCAAAUCUGUGGUGUUGCAGGCCAUACAGCCUUAAAAUGCUGGUACAGAUUUGACCAUGCCUAUCAAAGUGAAGAAUUACCUCAAGCUCUUGCAACGUUAAGCCUAUUGGAAGACAAGGAUCAAAACACUUAUGUUGAUACUGGAGCUACUGACCACAUGACCUCAGAUACAGGUAAACUUUAUACUAAAAGACCUUAUCGUGGUAAACAAAAAGUUUUCACAGGUGAUGGAACUCCCUUGCAAAUUUCGCAUAUUGGUUCUACCUCCAUUGGUUCUUUAAAACUUAAAGAUGUUCUAGUGGUUCCUAAUCUCAAGAAAAAUUUACUUUCUGUUAGUAAGUUUACUGAUGAUAAUUCAUGCAUUUUUGAGUUCUCAUCUAACGGUUUUGUGAUUAAGGACCAAGCAACACAGGCGGUGCUAGCCAGAGGCACUAGGAAAGGGCAGCUGUAUGCAUUGGAUGAAGAGGAAAAACAUGUUCUUGCUGUUAUUUCAAAUAAGGCUACUGAUUCUAUUUGGCACCAAAGACUAGGACAUCCAAAUUCUAGUGUUUUAAAAACUCUAGCAUCAAAGAACAGUAUUAUUGUAUCGAAUUGGACUAAGCCUUCCUAUUUGUGCACUAGCUGUCAAAUGGGGAAGAGUUAUGACUAUAGUAGGUUUACAUGGUUUUAUCCUUUGCAUAGAAAAUCUGACUUCCUUAGUGUUUUUCUAAAGUUUCAGAAGAUGGUUACAAAUCAGUUUCAUAAAAGCAUCAAAAUAUUCCAAUGUGAUGGUGGAGGAGAAUUCUCUAGUAGUGCUUUCAUUAAACACUUAGAAGACUGUGGCAUCAAGCAACAAGUAUCUUGUCCUGGUACUCCAAAACAGAAUGGUGUUGCAGAAAGAAAGCAUAGACACAUCGUCGAGACAGAUGGAGAAUUAUGCAAGUACCCUGACAGUGAUGAAUGGCUUCAAGCCUCAGCAAACUUACAACCUUCAAGGCACUUGGAUGAGAAUUUGUUGACUUUCUUGACACCUUCACACCGCACCAUCACUUCUAAUGAGGAGGAAAAUAAUCACAACAGCAACAACCUUAAAGGCAAUGUUGAAGAAACUAUAAGAGGUGCUCCCAAUCCCUGUCGAGAAGAAACCAAUGUGACACCAUCACAAAUCCUGACCAGAGAAGACAGCACUCAAUUAAAUAAUACUCAAGAGGAUUCCAGGUCUUCUCAAUCAUUCGAAGGAUCUAAUUCAAAAGAAUCAUCAUCCGCCCAAGAAGAAUCUGGAUCUCCUCAACCGUCGGAAGUCUCUGACUCUGCUCCCUUAGAAGCAACAGAUGGACAUCAGCACCUUGAGGAACCUGUUGUUUCUAGCCCAAGCUUAGCACGAAGUGGAACAACUCCUCCACCUCAUAAUGCUUCCUCGGUUUCCCAUCAUCCUAUGCUGACUAGAACCCGAACUGGAACUCAUACAGGACAUGUGAAGACCAAUUUUUCUAGACAUGCUCAUACUAUGACCACUAAUAAGUUUUCUUUGCACAUUGCAGGGCCUGACAUUCAUGAACCGAAAUCUGUCAAAACAGCACUAAAAAGCUCACACUGGGUCAAGGCUAUGCAAGAAGAACUAGUUGCCCUGCAAAAGAAUGCAACAUGGACACUGGUUCCACCACCUUCACCAUCUAUCAAUGUUGUAGGCUCCAGAUGGGUAUUCAAAACUAAGCUUCAUUCUGAUGGCAGUUUGGACAGAUUCAAGGCACGCUUAGUCGCUAAGGGAUUCUCUCAGAUACCAGGAGUAGACUUUGAUGAGACUUUUAGCCCUGUCCUUAAACCGACAACACUACGCUUAGUUAUAGCACUAGCCACCACCCUUAAGUGGCCUCUUCGACAACUAGAUGUGAAGAAUGCCUUCCUUCAUGGACAACUUAAAGAAACAGUAUAUAUGACUCAACCACCAGGCUUUGAAAAUCCAAGUUAUCCUAACUAUGUCUGCAAGCUCAAUAAAUCCAUCUAUGGGCUCAAACAGGCUCCAAGAGCAUGGUUUGAUACUUUCACCUUACAUCUUUUGAAAAUGGGUUUUAAGUGCAGCCAAGCAGAUUCCUCUCUAUUUGUACUUCAUACCAACCACGGCACUGCUUUACUUCUCCUUUAUGUUGAUGACAUUGUUCUUACUUCAAGUUCAGCAAGGCUUCUACAACAAAUCAUUGAUCAUCUUAGUGGAGAAUUUGCACUCAAAGACCUUGGCACUCUUAAUUAUUUUCUUGGAAUACAGGUCACUACAUUUGAUGGAGGCAUUUUCCUAUCACAAGGACAGUAUGCUAAUGAUCUUCUUAGCCGGACAUCAAUGCUUGAGGCUUCCACAAUUGCAACUCCAUUGGCUGUCAAAGAAAAUCCUACUUCAAGAGACAUGGAGCUGGUUGAUGCAAAAGAAUAUAGGAAAAUUGUUGGUGCUCUCCAAUAUUUGACUAUCACUCGAAUUGAUAUAUGCUAUGCUGUGAACAAAGUAUGCCAAUUUAUGCAGAACCCCACUCUUGCCCACCUCCGCCAUGUUAAGCGCAUCCUAAGAUACAUAAAGGGUACACUGCACUAUGGUCUUCGUUUUUACUCUUGCAACACCUUAUCUUUGACAGGUUUUUGCGAUGCUGAUUGGGCCGGCUGUCCAACUACAAGAAGAAGCACAACAGGAUACUGUAUUUUUCUUGGAGAAAAUUGUAUAUCAUGGUCCUCCAAAAAGCAACCAACUGUAUCACGAUCAACUGCUGAAGCAGAGUACCGGGCAUUAGCCUCCACCACAGCUGAGAUCGUCUGGCUCACCUAUCUUCUUCGUGAUAUUGGAAUUCCCUUGCUCUCCCCUCCUCAACUAUUUUUUGAUAACAUAAGUGCCCUCCAUAUGUCUAUUAAUCCAGUCUUUCAUGCUCGGACCAAACACAUUGAAUUAGACUACCACUUUGUUCGAGAGAAAGUGGCAAUUGGUACACUAGUGACAAGAUACAUGCCUAGCACUGAACAACUAGCAGAUAUACUUACAAAGCCACUGCCUCGACCACAAUUUCAGUUCUUUCGGUUCAAACUGGGAGUGGCUGCCUCACCCCACUCUAGUUUGAGGGGGAGUAUUGAGAAAUCACAGCAACUGGAGUUGUCAAAGCAUGAAUCACGUGAGAAAAAUAGCUCAGCAGAUAUGGAAACAAUAUUAGGACAUCAGGCUCAGCAAUUAUGGAAACAAUCUCAAGAAGGCAGGGACAAAUCAUAUUCAAAAGCAACGGUCAAAUAAUGUGCCGUUGAGCUUCCUCAAUGUCAGGCAUAAUUAUAGCCUCAAUCAACUUUUCUGUAAAUAUAAAUACAUCUCUUGUACACCAAUGAAUAUAGUGAAUACAAGUUCAGUAUUCUU